Molecule: messenger RNA, 423 nt
Organism: Aspergillus tanneri
Lineage: Eukaryota; Fungi; Ascomycota; Eurotiomycetes; Eurotiales; Aspergillaceae
Exons: 2
Coding region: 1-423 (140 amino acids)
Source: RefSeq, a predicted model, not a curated record
AUGGCGUCCAGAGCAUUCUCGACCGGUGCUAGACGGAUGAAAAAGCUCGACUGGAAAUUAAAGGGAACGUCGGUAGAUGUCACAUGGCUGACUGAACAAAUGGAUGAUAGUAUCGACCAAGUUCCUGGACUUGAGAGCGUUGUGAGUGGGCAGGUAAACGGGAACCCUCAUCCAACGCCCGGAAACGACGACCCCUAUCAUGGAUCUGUGGAGUUGUACAACCAAGCCGGCCAGCGCCUCACAUCAGCGCAUUGUUAUCCUAACGGAUAUGUUAAGUUCUCUAAGGAAAACAAAUACAAGCCUGUAAAGCUGCCGCCGCAUCCUAAAGCCCCUGCUAUACCUCCAGCGGGCCCUACAACCUCGAAGCCUGAUUCGCAGCCCACUCAGUCCGAUUCGAAGUCAGGACUGUCUGGUAAGAAGUGA